Eutrema salsugineum is the source of this 1256-nucleotide messenger RNA. RefSeq names its product probable rRNA-processing protein EBP2 homolog. The coding region runs from base 110 to 994 and encodes 294 amino acids. Gene Ontology annotation, biological process: rRNA processing; ribosomal large subunit biogenesis. The record is from RefSeq and is a predicted model, not a curated record. The transcript has 2 exons. Lineage: Eukaryota; Viridiplantae; Streptophyta; Magnoliopsida; Brassicales; Brassicaceae. Gene Ontology annotation, cellular component: preribosome, large subunit precursor; nuclear periphery; nucleolus.
AAACCCUUUCCUCAACUUCUUCUCGCGCCGUCGUAAAAUUUUUUUUUUUAUCUUCGUCUCUCUAAAACCCUUCUCAAGCAAUCUUCUUCCUGUGGAUUCAUCGUUAACCAUGUCAUAUGAAGAUGAUUUUGUGGAAGAUGAUGAGAUGAAUAUGAGUGAUGAGGAAGGAGCAUCUGACUCUGAAGCAGAAUCUCUUUCAGAUUCCGAUUCAGAGAACGAGAUCACUGAGAAACUGGCUGAGCCCACGAAGACAGCUGUAUACAACAGAGAUGGAUUGGCUGAUAAACUUCAAGACAUUAGCUGGCCAGAAGACGUUGAUUGGACUCAUAAGCUCACCGUCGAGAUCGAGCAGGGACAAGCUGUUGAUGUAAACGACGACCUCGCGAGGGAGAUGGCUUUCUACACUCAAGCCCUGGAAGGGACGAAGCAGGCUUUUCAGAAGCUACAGGAAGAAGGAUUGCCUUUCCUCAGGCCAUCUGAUUACUAUGCGGAGAUGGUGAAAUCAGACACACACAUGGAGAAAGUGAAGUCUAAGCUUCUGUACGAGAAGAAACAGAUGGAGGAGUCUGAAGAGAGGAGGAAAGCUAGGGAUAACAAGAAGAUGGCCAAGGAAGUACAGUCUCAGAAGAUGAAGGAGAGGCAGAAGCAGAAGAAGGAUGAUAUUGAGUCUGUGAAGAAGUGGAGGAAACAGAGACAACAGAGCGGGUUUAGUGAGAAAGGUGCGGGUGAGAUGGAUCUUGAGUUUGGGAACGGGAAGAGUUUUCAGAGAGGAGGAGGUAAGAAAAGACCUGGUGUGUCUCCUGGUGAUCGAUCAGGAGGUAAAGGAAAGCCCACUUCGAGGAUGAACAAUAAGAAGAGGGAGUUUAGGGAUUCCAAGUUUGGUCAUGGUGGAAGGAAAGGGUUGAGCAAGCAGAACACUGCAGAGACGACGAAUGAUUUCAAAGGUGGGUUUCGUGGAGGAAAAGCUGCUGGAAACAAGAGACAGAAGAGAUGAAAGAAAGGUUUGAUCGUCGAAACCUAUCUAUAAACUAUUUUUGUCAUCUUGGAUUAUGUUUUGAGAGAAUGUUUUUUUGUGUUUUUGUUUUGUAAAACCCUCUGGUUAAGGGUUUUAGGACCAGUAUUCCUUAGUUACAAUGUUGUGCCAAUGAUUUCUUGAAUUAACAAAGUCUUAUAUGUUUUGAAGAACUUAGCUUCCAAGAAGUUUGGUCUUGGGAUCAACCUCUUAAAUUUAUCAUUGAACAAUAAGAAGAAUUCAA